This is a messenger RNA of Rhineura floridana, 4782 nucleotides long. RefSeq names its product netrin G1 (gene NTNG1). The transcript has 10 exons. The record is from RefSeq and is a predicted model, not a curated record. The coding region runs from base 2010 to 3761 and encodes 583 amino acids. NCBI's taxonomy places the organism in Eukaryota, Metazoa, Chordata, Lepidosauria, Squamata, Rhineuridae. Gene Ontology annotation, molecular function: cell-cell adhesion mediator activity.
UUUAAGUGAAACGGCUGUGCCACCCCCUCCGCGCCUUCCUCUCUCUCUCCCUCUUCUUCCUUUCCCCUCCCUCUCCAAUUGAUCGCGUCCUGUCCUUAAGUUUGCGAGCUUCUGUUCGCCACUGCAGGGGCCGUGGCGAGCGAGCGAGCGCCAAGGAGCUGCCGGUGCCUAAGGAGAAUUGGCAGUCCAGCAAAAAGGCAGCCUCGGCGCGGGGCGGGGUGCGCGUCUAUCGCCUCCGAUGGACUUUUCCGUGUCUCGCCGUCGACGCUGAUGUGCAGGGACGUUUCUGACUGGAGCGUCGCGACGCGCCCAGGAAGCACCGGCGGGCCCUGCGAGGCGAGGAGGAUCUCCGCGGCGCCAAGGCUAAUUGCUGUGAUUUAUGUCCCUUCCGAGUACCUUCAACGUCGGCGAUCGAAAAUAAAAUGAAAGCUGGGGGGGCUUCCGCAGCACCAGCAGCCGCCGGGGGAGCAGCCGCACCACCUCGAGCCGCCGCGGCCAGCGGGCAACCAGCGAGCGCCCCGCGCCUCCCGACCAAAAGUUUGACGCCAAGAAGUGUGGCUGGCUGAGGAAGCCCCGACCAGGGAAGGGCGAAGGCGGGGCUGGAGCGGGACGGCUAAAGGGGAGACCUCCCACACCUUGCCACGCCGAUUCCCCUUCCCUCCCCCUAUCCCCUGCCGCCCUUACCGCCGCCUCUGUCCGAUCCCUGCCGCUGAAGAUCGGGCAGUGGGAUUCCCCCCUACGUCGUUGCCCAAGCCGGGCUGAUCUCCAAAGGGGCCGCGCCGGAGGAGUGGCUAAUCCCCCGGGCGCGCAGAGGGAGCGCUGAACGUCCGGAGCGCCAGGCAGCCCGAGGUUUUCUUCUUUUUUUUUCUUGCCUCGCCCGUUCGCGUCUUUUUUUUUUUUCUGGCGUGAGCUGCAACUUUAGUAGCUGGGAGAGAAGCGGCGGCGGCACGCUGGAGAAGCGGCCGAAGUGGCCCCGUUUUCCCCCGCGUCUACGGUGCCGGGGGGGUCUGACUUGAGGCUCCUGCUCCGGCCAAGGGGGUCCCACGCCUGCUUCCGUGGCCUCUUCUUCUUUUCUCUCUCUAACGCACAGCGAUCGCUGCCCCGCCUGGUGAGUACACCACGCUCAACUCUAGCCCGCCCGUUGCCCUCCCUUCUGCCCGCACUGCGCCGCUUCCCGAGGAAGGCAGGUGGCAAACUUUUUUCCGGGAAGCGGGGAGGGGGGGGAUUCUUCCCACUUCUCUCGCUUAUUCCAGUGCGCAGAGCGAGUAAAAUCGGACAAGCUUCGAAAGCUGCCCCUUGGGGAAACUUCGCUGCUUGCCAAACCUAUGCAGACAAAAUCCCAUCCGAGGUUGGGACUUUCCCACCUCGUCGCCCAAAGGGCUACCUGAAGCGGACCUCUUUUGACAUCCGGGGCUGGAGGGAUGGAAAGGUGAGCAUCCGGUCGUAUUGGAUCUGGAUGCCAUGCUGUGGCUUGCUGAGAUCUGCUAAACCUUCAAAAGAGGAAGGGAAAAGAGAAGAGAAGCAUCCGGAGUGGGGUGCUGGUGCCAGAAGAAAAGAAUGAUUGAUGGCAGUUAGACGUGGACCUGUAGAUGCUCAGCGUUUCACUUCACCAACAGAUUUAUCGGUUUGGCUGGCUGUUCUUCAUGAGCCGAGAAAGGGGAGGAUCGCUCAGGAUUAUUGACAGCACAGUUGAGGACUGGCAACGUUGCUAAACUGUCACCUGAUUUUGGACGUUCUUUACAUAUGUGAUUCAAGCCGUGAUACACUUUUUCAAAAAAAAAAGGCAACAGAUGUCCUUCAGAUUGCUCUGAAAAAAUCUAUUUGAUAUGCUAGGCUUCCACCAAAGUUUCCAACUUUAAAAAGCAACCACUGUAAUCUAACUCUUCUCCUCUGGUCCGGAACACAUUCUUACAAUAACUCCAGCUCCUGGUGUACAUAUAUGUAUAAUAUAGACUGCACUUAGUUCUCUACUGGUUAUAGCUGCCAAGGCAUCUGUAAAGGAUUUAGAGAUGUAUUUGUCAAGAUUCUUGUCAAUCCACGCCCUUUGGGUUACUGUGUCUUCAGUGAUACAGCAUUAUACUUCAGCUUGGGGACAUUACGAUGUGUGUAAAACCCAGAUUUACACAGAUGAAGGGAAGGUUUGGGAUUACACGGCCUGUCAGCCAGAAGCCAUAGAUAUGAUGAAAUAUGUGAAAGUAAGCCUGGAUCCACCUGAUAUAACUUGUGGAAAUCCACCGGAGACCUUCUGCGGCAUGGGGAAUCCCUACAUGUGCAAUGAGUGUGAUGCAACCAUUGACGAACUCGCGCAUCCACCUGAACUGAUGUUUGAUGCCGAAGGAAGGCAUCCCUACACCUUUUGGCAGUCUACCACUUGGAAGGGUUACCCAAAGCCUCUCCAGGUGAACAUUACUCUGUAUUGGAACAAAACCAUCGAGCUAACGGACAGCAUAGUUAUCACCUUUGAAUCUGGUCGCCCAGACCUAAUGAUCCUGGAGAAGUCCCUCGACUAUGGUCGGACGUGGCAGCCAUAUCAGUAUUAUGCUACAGAUUGUUUAAAUGCUUUCAACAUGGAACCAAAAACAGUGAGGGAUUUAAAUCAACAAACAGUUCUAGAAAUCAUUUGCACAGAAGAAUAUUCUAUGGGGUACAUGGCAAAUAGUAAAAUCCUCCACUUUGAGAUUAAGGAUAGAUUUGCAUUUUUUGCUGGGCCUCGGCUUCAUAAUAUGGCUUCUCUCUAUGGGCAGCUCGACACAACCAAGAACCUAAGAGAUUUCUUUACUAUCACAGACUUAAGGAUAAGACUGCUCAGGCCAGCAACGGGGGAAAUAUAUGUGGAUCCGCAACACUUGACACGCUACUUUUAUGCAAUCUCAGACAUAAAAGUAAUUGGAAGGUGUAAGUGUAACCUUCAUGCCACCGGCUGCAGAGAAGAAAACAAAAAAUUGUUAUGUGAAUGUGAGCACAACACAACAGGCCCAGACUGUGGGAAAUGCAAGAAAAACUAUCAGGGACGGCCUUGGAGUGCAGGCUCAUAUCUCCCCAUUCCGAACGGCACUCCAAAUAUCUGUAUGCCCAGUAUUUCCAGCAUUGGUACUCCUCCAAAGUUUGAUAGAAUAUGGCCGAAUAUAUCUUCCCUUGGGGUUUCUAACCCAAAUCAGGUUACUCCAAAAUUAGCUUUGUCUACUGUUUCUUCUGUUCAAGUUGCAAACCAUAAAAGAGACUGUGAAUGCUUCGGCCACUCCAACCGGUGCAGUUACAUCAAUCUGCUCAGUACAUUCAUUUGUGUGAGCUGUAAACACAACACUAGAGGGCAGCACUGUGAGUUGUGCAGGCUGGGCUACUACAGAAAUGCUUCUGCAAAGCUGGACGAUGAAAAUGUAUGCAUAGAAUGUAAUUGUAACCCUAUUGGCUCAGUCCGUGAUCGCUGUAAUGAAAAAGGAAUUUGUGAGUGUAAACAGGGAGCAACAGGGCCUAAGUGUGAUAAGUGUCUGCUGGGAUAUUACUGGCACAACCAGGGUUGUCAAUCAAAUGUAUGUGACAAUGAACUUCAGAUUUGCCAGAACGGGGGAACAUGUCAGAACAACGUGCGCUGCCUAUGCCCUCCAGCUUACACUGGUGUAUUGUGUGAGAAGCAGAGUUGCGAAAAGAAUCCGGAAGGUUGCAAUCCAGGCUCCGGACAAGGGGCAAUAUCAUUACCAUAUCUUAUACUUCUAUUACCACUGAUUGCGCCAUUAGGAUUAAGUGGGUUUUUCAUAUUCUAGGCUGCAGAGCUUUGGAGGAUCAACUUCAGACUGCUUGAAAAAGAAUGUUCCACAGGAAAGAAAAGAAAAAGAAAUUACAACAGCAGCAGCAAGCAGAUGCUAAUGUCUUUUAAAAACAUAAAGGGGGAACAAAUAAAACCACACAUAUAGACUUUAUAAAGGCCCAACCGAACUAAGCCAUAUAUAUCCAUUGUGGACAACCCAGCGAGUCAAGACUGUUAUUUUCUGACUCAGGCUUAAAUGGGCAGCUGCCAACACUAUUACUUUUAAGUCACAGCUGCAAAAGCUUACACAGGAUCGAAAAGGCUUUGGUAACCACCCCCAGAUGGGAAUACAAAAAAAGAAAGAAACCACAAAAACCAUGCUCCUCCAAUCUGGUGCGCAACUGUACCUCUUCCCAGUGUGUGGACCAACCAAAUAGAGGCAUUCUUUGCUGUCAGUGCAUUGUGGGUAUAAGGAAAUCUGUUUCAAAGCUGCCAUAUUGGCCUGCUUCAGCCCCUGAAUCCCCUUCCAACUGUGCUUUAGUGAACGUUGCUCUGUAACCCUUGUUGGUUGAACGAUUUCUUUGUCUGAUGUUAGUAAUGCACAUGUGUACUACCAGCCCCUCCACAAUAAAUCAAAAGCCAGCCAUACCCUUGUAUAUCUUAGAAGCACUGCAUCGAGACAAUGCGGUACUAACCUAUUGUACAAGAGUGGCUACAGGACAAAAAGUGUAUUUAUCCUUUUGUAUUCAAAUGAAGUUAUUUUUCUUGACUAACGUAAGACGUAGAUUUUUUGUAUUAUUGCCAACUUGUGUUAACAGACAAUUUAUUAAUGUACUUUAAUCCUAAUUGGAUUAAGGGGGGAAGUUAAUUUUUAUUUCGCCUUCUCUCUUUUUUUCCUCCUUUUGCUUUUCAUUUAAUUAUGCGGAGAUUUCUCUGUAUGGGCAGCGUGCUGGCAUCAAAGAAUAUCAGUUUACAUAUUAUAGCAAGUGUAAUAAGAUUCCACCAAAGGACAUUCUAAAUGUUUUCUGUUGCUUUAA